This is a messenger RNA of Hylaeus volcanicus, 2229 nucleotides long. It is a transcript of the gene mRpL43, whose product is annotated as 39S ribosomal protein L43, mitochondrial. Lineage: Eukaryota; Metazoa; Arthropoda; Insecta; Hymenoptera; Colletidae. Gene Ontology annotation, biological process: mitochondrial translation. The record is from RefSeq and is a predicted model, not a curated record. Gene Ontology annotation, molecular function: structural constituent of ribosome. The coding region runs from base 1476 to 2051 and encodes 191 amino acids. Gene Ontology annotation, cellular component: mitochondrial large ribosomal subunit. The transcript is spliced from 6 exons.
CGGUUGCCCCUUUUAUUUCCGUCUUGGAACCUGAAAAGCAAAACAAAGAAAAUAAUCAGACUUAAUAUAUUUUAGGCGUGUAACAUUUAUUUGGAUAGCGUCGCUCACAUUUGCAACGAGACAUCUUGCUUUGAGGAUGCUACUUCUUCAGACGAGAUAAAUCACUUUAGAAUUUAGAGCAUGUUAAAAAAGAAUUAGGUAUUUUAGUUAUAGUCUUGUUUGAAAAAUGCUAUUGAUAGUUUUCAUUUAUAACAAAAUGUCGCUUAAAUGCCAUUUUCUGGAUUCGGUUCCAUUUCGAUUUUCCAAUCGACGCUACAAUUUCAUGUGUUCGUACGGGUAUCGAUUGAAAUUGUCAUAAUUUUGCUAUUCAUAAGAAAAACAACAAAGAAACAAAAAAGAAAGCAGGAAGUGCGUGACACAUACGUUCUUUCGUCGUUAUCUGAGAAGAACGAAAAGGAAAUCAGUAUGCGUUAACGUUGCUCUCCACGGAUCAUUUAAAAUGCAUUAGUUUCGUUAGAUAAACGUGAAAAAAAAUAAACGGAUUACUUGAAAUCUGGAGCUAAUAGAAGAAGAUGUUGCCGCUCGACUUAGUCGAGAAAGGACGGAGGACUUAACAAGUCGUGACACGGACGACGAUAAAUGUUCGCUGAUAACUGGAACCAGCGUGUCCCUACAAGACAGUACAGGAAGCACGAUCACAAGCUUGGCAAGGUCGAGCUAUGAGCGUAAUUUCGAGGAUCGUGUGUUAUACGGGCAAAGCGGGGGUCGCAGAUUUAGCUAUAAAAAAAGAAAGACUUGCAGCGGAAAUGGAAUAUUUAGUGCUCCCCCCGGAGUCAGUCCCCAUCACGUUAAAUCGUCGAUAAUACGUCGCAAUACAAACGGAUCUCAAUUGAUUUUUAUUUGGCCACAAAAACCACCCAGAAGUAGACUGCUAAGGGUCCUAGCUCCUCUUAUGCGAGGUAUCCUUAUUGGAUUCCUGCUCAUGGAUGCUGUUCACCUUUGGCCAGGAGAAUUCUUACCCACAUCAUUGCCGUCUAUAAUGCCCGUUCCUUUACCUCGUGUCAAGUGUAACGUAAUCGAACCACGUUGGUUCGAUAACAGUUAAAUUUCAUCCAAAAGAAAAUUUUUUCAAAGUUGACGGACUUUCGACGAUAGAGAACAAAAUUAUAAAAAUGAGUUAUACGAUGUAAAAAAAUUGUAAUAAAUGUAAAAGAAAUAUUUCUUCGAAAGAUCAGGAGUCGUAUAAAUAGUUACAAAGUAUAUCUGUAGUUUAGGAGCUGUAUAUUUUCAUUUAGACAAUUUAUUUUACGAGCAUACCAUUGAUAUAAUCUUACCGGAAGAGGAAAAUUCGGGUAGUUCUAAUAAGCAUGCGUUCCCCCAUACCGUCCAUGCGGCUGUCUGUAAACAUCAAGUAGCGUGGCGUGCGAUAGUGUGGAUGAUUUAGGGAAGAUUUCUUUGUAUUCUCAUCCGAAAAAAUGUCAAAUAGUCACAUAUUCUUGAAGUAUGGAUACCCACAUGCACCCUUUGGCCUGGGCAUUGGUCGCUACGUCUGUCAGCUUCAAAGAGUAACUUUAAAGUUCUGCAAAAAUCACGGUGGCAGUCUUGGAAUUAGGAAGUUUGUAGAAAACAAUUUAAUUGAUUAUGCAAAGGAUAAUCCUGGUGUUGUGGUAUAUAUUAAACCAAGAAGACACAGAAAUCCAGUUAUAAAGGCAGAAUACUUGAAUGGUGAGUCACACUGGAUGUGUGUUGCUAAUUAUACUCGUGAGGAUAUUGUACAAUAUAUGGAAUUAUUGAGAACACAGUAUCAUGAUGGUACAUCGCUUCGAUUGAUUAAAUUAUGGCGUACAGACUUUCCUUCUAUUCAAGGACCUUGGACACCUUUUACAUUCAAGGAUCCAUCUUUGAACCUUGCAAAAUUCCCAGAUCAAAAACUUGGUGAAUAUAUGAAGGAAUAUCCUACAGCAACAGAAGAAUUAAUUAGAUUAUUUAAAGAACAACAAGAAGUUGAAAAGUUGAAAGAAGAAGAUAAAACUCAACAAAGCACUGGCUAAAUACAAAUUGUUACUAAUCUUAAUAUUUUGUUAUAUAUAAAUAAAUAGUACGUAUUUGCGAUUAGAUAUCUUGGAAUUCUGAAUCAAUAGAACCUUUUGUAAGUAACAUUCAUUUCUUUUAUUAUUUUGCAUGUUAUAUUACAAAAGAACCUAAUAAAUAAAUAUAUCUAAUAUUAAA